CUUGUCUGAUAUUCCGCAGGACAAGGUCCGCCACAUAUCCAAACUAGCAUUCAUUAUUUACAUUUCGCUUUGCCUUCGAUAGAGGAGAGCGUAUAAUGCUAUAUAUGUCCUUACAUGAUAAUACGAUAGGGUAGAUAUCCCAGCCGGAAUAUAAAGUCAAAACGACAGCUUGUCAGUGACGGAAUCCGGAAAAUGUAGCGUGCGGACGACGGUGGUUCUCAUGGAUCUCGCAGAGGGAGGUCGAUGCAAAAUGCCAUUCGGAAGUUCCAUCGUGAAAGGGUUGGGGGAUCACGUCAGGGCUGCUUCAUAGCCUCAACCCGCUUAUUAUCUGCCAGGGGGAAACCGUGUCUCUCCGGGGAUGGAUCUAUCGCGCUCCCUGGACCAUCGGAUACUGGUCUAGCCCUGGCGAUGUGAAGACAGUAGAGGAUAUUAUGCGUCCGUGUGCGUCCUCCACCCUCUGAGCACCCUGUCGACGACCUAUUGUUUUGGGAUGGGAGAUGUCGUGUCUAUGGAGCAGCCCUCGUAGCUAGCUGGGGGGUCCGGCUAGCACGACUUGCAUGUUUUUUUUAAUGUUUUCCUUCGUCUCGGAGAGGUGAUUAUUGAAAGGUUGCCGACCUCCUUCAGUUUCUUGGAACCCUGUCUGUGUUGACAGCAGACACCAUGGGUGAGAACAGCCUGGACGUCGCCAACGUUAAGGUGGCGGUGCGGGUCCGUCCCUUUAACAGGAGGGAACGGGAACUGAACACAAAAUGUGUCGUGGAGAUGGAGAAGAACCAGACGAUCCUUAAUCCUUCCGGAUCCAACCUGGGGAAAGGAGACUCCAGGAACCAAUCCAAGGUCUUUGCCUAUGACUACUGUUUCUGGUCCAUGGACGAAACGGACACAGACAAAUUUGCAGGCCAGGAGGUGGUGUUUCAGUGCCUUGGAGAGAGUCUCCUCCACAAUGCUUUCCUGGGCUACAACGCUUGCAUCUUUGCAUAUGGACAGACAGGUUCCGGUAAGUCGUACACCAUGAUGGGUUCGGUGGAGAACCCGGGGCUGAUCCCGCGGCUGUGCAGCGCCCUGUUCGACCGCACCCUGAAGGGGAAGAGGGAGGAGGAGAGCUUCACGGUGGAGGUGUCCUACAUGGAGAUCUACAACGAGCGGGUCAGAGACCUGCUGGACCCCAAAGGGAGCAGACAGGCGUUAAGGGUUCGGGAGCAUAAGGUUCUUGGACCUUACGUAGACGGCCUCUCCCGCCUUGCUGUGGCUUGCUACAAGGACAUUGAGUCUCUGAUGUCGGAGGGGAACAAGUCUCGGACGGUCGCCGCCACCAACAUGAACGAGGAGAGCAGUCGCUCCCACGCCGUCUUCAACAUCAUCCUCACGCACACGCUGAUAGACCUGCAUUCCGGGACGAGUGGGGAGAAGGUGAGCAAGCUGAGUUUGGUGGAUCUGGCUGGCAGUGAGAGAGCAGCCAAGACCGGAGCCGGUGGAGACCGUCUCAAAGAGGGCAGCAACAUAAACAAGUCCCUGACCACAUUAGGCCUGGUGAUCUCAGCAUUGGCUGAACAAGGAGCAGGAAAGAACAAAACCAAGUUUGUCCCCUACAGGGAUUCUGUUCUCACAUGGCUGCUAAAGGACAGCUUGGGCGGCAACAGCCGGACGGCGAUGGUCGCCACGGUGAGCCCGUCGGCCGACAACUACGACGAGACGCUGUCCACGCUGCGCUACGCCGACCGCGCCAAGAGCAUCGUCAACCACGCCGUGGUCAACGAGGACCCCAACGCCCGCAUCAUCCGGGAGCUGCGGGAGGAGGUGGAGAAGCUCCGGGACCAGCUCACCCAGGCCGAGUCUCUGAAGGCUCCGGAUUUGAAGGAUCGUCUGGAGGAAUCGGAGAAGUUGAUCCAGGAGAUGACCGUCACCUGGGAGGAGAAACUACGCAAGACGGAAGAGAUAGCGCAGGAGCGUCAGAGACAGCUGGAGAGCCUGGGGAUCUCUCUGCAGUCCUCUGGGAUCCGAGUGGGAGACGACAAGUGCUUCCUGGUCAACCUGAACGCUGACCCGGCCCUCAAUGAGCUGCUGGUGUACUACCUGAAGGAGCACACAAAGGUGGGCUCAGCAGAUUCCCAGGACAUCCAGCUGUGUGGAAUGGGCAUUCAGGCGGAGCACUGUGUCAUCGUCAUCACCACAGAGUGGGCCGUCGUGCUCACACCUUACCCUAACUCCCGUACGUGUAUCAACGGCUCUCCGGUCACCAAUCCUCAACCGCUUCACCAUGGUGACAGAAUCCUGUGGGGUAACAACCACUUCUUCAGGAUAAACUUGCCCAAGCGGCGUCCCCGUGGGGCUGAGGAGGAGGAGGGCGAGGGCGGUCAGAUGAAGAACAGUGGCAGCAGUGAGCAGCUAGACGCCGACGCGGACUCUGCCAGCGAGGUCUCCAGUGAGGUCAGCUUCUCCUACGAGUUUGCCCAGACGGAGGUGAUGAUGAAGGCCCUAGGAUCCAACGACCCCAUGCAGGCUGUCCUCCAGUCCCUGGAGCGGCAGCACGAGGAGGAGAAGCGCUCGGCCCUGGAGCGCCAGAGGCUCAUGUACGAGCAGGAGCUGCAGCAGCUCCGGCGCCGGCUGCACCCCGACCGGCUGUCGGGCCAGGGAGGAGCCCCCCAGCCCGGGCAGGCCAGCCAGACGGGCCAGUCGGGCCAGGGCCUACAGUCCCACCACCGCAGCCUGGAGAGACUCAGCAUGGGGGGCAUGGCCCACUCCACCAGCGCCCAGAGCCGGCUGAGGCAGUGGAGCGAGGAGAGAGAGGCGGUCCUGACGCGGAGUCUCCGGCGUCUGAGGGAGCAGAUCGUCAGAGCCAACCUGCUCGUUCAGGAGGCUGGCUUCAUCGCCGAGGAGCUGGACAAGCUCACUGAGUACCGGGUCACCCUGCAGAUCCCCACAGACAACCUCAACGCUAACCGCAAGCGGGAUGCGGUGCUGAGCGAGCCAGCGGUCCAGGUGAGGAGGAAGGGCCGGGCCAAGCAGAUCUGGACUCUGGAGAAGAUGGAGAACCGCUUGGUGGACAUGAGGGACCUCUACCAGGAGUGGAAGGACUUUGACGACGAUAACUCCGUGAUGUGCUCGUACCUGCGCCGGGCCGACCCCUUCUUCGACGAGCAGGAGAACCACAGCCUGAUCGGCGUGGCCAACGUCUUCCUGUCCUGUCUCUUCUACGACGUCAAGCUGCAGUACGCCGUGCCCAUCAUCAACCAGAAGGGGGAGGUGGCGGGGCGUCUCCACGUGGAGGUGAUCCGGGUCGCGGGCGGGUUCCAGGACAGCGUCGGCGGGGGGGAGGAGGGAGACGGCAGCCCCGACACGGACAACCAGGACCGCAAGCUCGUCUGCAUGCUGAAGAUCCUGCAGGCAACGGGGUUGCCCCAAUACCUCUCCAACUUCGUCUUCUGCCAGUACUCUUUCUGGGACCAGCCGGAGCCCGUCAUUGUGGCCCCGGAGGUGGACACAUCCACAUCGUCCCCUGGGGCCAAAGACCCCCACUGCAUGGUGGUGUUCGACAGCUGCAAGGAGCUGGCUGUGUCGGUGACGGAGGAGUUCAUUGAGUAUCUGACGGAGGGAGCCGUAGCCAUCGAGGUCUACGGCCACAGGCAGGCCGACCCGGCCAGGAACCCAGCCCUCUGGGACCUCAGCAUCAUCCAGGCCAAGACGCGGACACUGAGAGACCGGUGGAGCGAGGUAACACGGCGUCUUGAGCUGUGGGUUCAGAUCCUGGAAAUCAACGAGCAGGGGGAGUUUGUCCCUGUGGAGGUGGUGCCCGCCAAGGACGUGUGUACAGGCGGCAUCUUCCAGCUCAGACAGGGCCAGUCUCGGCGGAUCCAGGUGGAGGUGUGCUCGGUGCAGGACUCUGGCACUAUGCCCCUGAUCGCUGAGCUGAUCCUGGCCGUGUCUGUUGGGUGCGUUGAGAUCCAGCCCGCAGCCAACGGGGGCUCCCAGCAGCCCCAGGAAGACAUGGACAGCUACCAGGACAGGGAUCUGGAGCGGUUAAGGCGCCAGUGGCUCGCUGCCCUGACCAAGAGACAGGAGUACCUCGACCAACACCUACAGGCCAUCGUCACCAAGCCUGCAGAGAAGUGUGAGGAUGACAUGGAGAGAGAGGCCCAGCUCUUGGAGUGGCGUCUGACCCUCACGGAGGAGAGGAACGCCGUCAUGGUGCCCUUCUCUGGCAGCGGUAUCCCCGGGGCCCCCGCAGAGUGGGUACCCCCUCCCGGGAUGGAAACCCACACCCCUGUCCUCUUCCUGGAGCUGAGCGCCGACGACCUGAGCUCUCAAGACCAGAUGUCUGCCCCAGAGGCUGGCGGUCUAGACGCCACUCUGAAUGGAGAGGACGAGGACGACUUCUUCGACCUGCAGAUCGUCAAACACUACGACGAAGAGGUGAAGGCGGAGGCCUCCUGGGACUCCACGGUCCAUGAGUGCCCCCAGCUGAGCCGGGGCGGCGGGGCGUGGCCGGAGCAGCGCGUGUACCUGACGCUGCGCGUGGCCGUGCAGCUCAGCCACCCCGCCGAGAUGCAGCUGGUGCUGAGGAAGCGCGUGUGCGUCAGCGUGAACCCCGGGCGCCAGGGCUUCGCCCACAACCUGCUGAAGCGCAUGUCCACGCGGAGCACCAUCCCCGGCUGCGGGGUCACCUUCGAGGUGGUCUCCAACAUCCCCGGGGACCCACUGGGUUCGGAGGACAGGGAGAUGUUGGCUCGUCAGGCCACCGACUCUCAGAACGCAGAGACGUCGGAGAACGAGGCCGCCAUCGAAAAGUACCUGCGCAGUGUUCUGGCAGUGGAGAACAUCCUCACCCUAGAUCGCCUCAGACAGGAGGUAGCAGUGAAGGAGCACCUUGCUGGCAGAGGGAGGGGUAACAGAAGGAGUCUAAGUUCCCCGUCUGUCCACCGGCUGUCUGGAAGCAGACAGGACCUGUCUUCUUCAUGCAUGGUGGACGACAACAAGGGCCGAUGGGAGAGUCAGCAGGAUAUCUUCAUGCCCUCCCAGUUCUACCGGAGUCUUCCUCGGCCGUCUCUGACCCCCUCCCCUCCUCCCCCCGCCCCCACCCCCAGUGCAGCCACCUCACCCACCCAGGACCCUGAGCAAGGUCGCUCAGGGCUUGCUGCCUCUUAUCUUUCAGUCAAAGCGCUGGUUCCUCAGAUGCCCAAACUGCUCAAGUCUCUGUUCCCGGUGCGCGACGACAAGAAGGAGCUGAGGCCCUCGCCCAACACUCAGCAGCAUGUAUCUCGAAUCGUGACAUCACCAGGAGGGGACGAGAGAGCCCGGAACGACGCGGCUGGUAAUCUGGGGCAGAGCGUAGCCCCGCCCAAAGACAGGCCGGCCGAGUCUACGGAAGCCCCUCCUCUUCCUGUGCAUGACCCGCAUGAGGCCGCGCCCCCCAGCCCCCUGAGCCAGUCGUCCAGCGGCUACUUUUCCACCAGUGUUUCCAUGGUAACCCUGUCGGAGGCCGUCGCCGGCAGUGACCCCGCCCCCGUCCGUUCCUCCACCCCUUCCCCGCUCCUCCCGCCUGCCGAGGCCCGGGGGCCGAAGGCGUCAGAGACUCCGUUUCCCAUAACCCAACAGCAGCCGCUCCAGGGCCCUGACCGGAACGGUGUUGUGGCCUCCUCUCCCUCUCAGUCUCACACCACGCCUGCCGCCAGCAGCUCAACCAAUCACAGCGGUGAGCACUGCGACAGGCUGGAACUCCAGGUGGAGGACGACGACGACGACGAGCGUUGUCACGACGAGGUGCUCCCCGACUGGCUGACGGAGGGGGCGUUUGUAACGGUGGGGAGCAGUAAGAGUGGGACGGUGCGCUACGUGGGGAGCACAGAGUUUGCUGCUGGAGUCUGGGUGGGGGUGGAGCUAGACACGCCCACAGCCCCCCCUCCUCUCCCCACCGCCCCCCUCCCUCCAGGGAAGAACGACGGCACCAUCGGGGGGCGGCAGUACUUCCGCUGCACCCCGGGUUACGGGGUGAUGGUGCGUCCCGACAGGGUGGUCCGGCGGGAGCGCGGCGUCCGCGGCGGGGACAAGCGGCGCACCGCCGCCCCGCCUCCGUCGGCGGAGCUCUGCCCCCCCGCCGCCCACGUGCCCGUGCUCCGCGGCAACAGCAUGUCGACGGGCCGGCGGGGGGAGAACCGCAAGUCGUGGAGCAGCUGAAGGGAGGGGGGGGGCGGCGGCGCCGGCAGCGCCGCGGGCCCGUCCCGCGACACAGCUUCACAGAAGGGACAGACGGUCAUAUUUAUUUAAGCUAACAGAGCGGAGUCUUUUGUAGAUAAAGACAAGACUGCCCUGCGGAGGUGGGAUCCACGCAAACAAGCAGCAGUGACGCACCUGGAGGCCAUUGGGUGGUGGUGGUGGUGGUGGUGGUGGUGGAGGAGAAAGAGGAGAUCUGACCGGACUGCUUCGCAGCCACUUCCUGAACCGCUCCAACAACACUUCCUGGGCUUUACCCCCGACCCCAUGUGAUUAACAGGAGGAAGCCCUUCACUGGGAGCCCCUUCAUCGUCCUCCCUACCCCUGCUGUCCCAGCAUGCAUCUGGGUGUCCGAACCCACUCGAGGACCCCCCCCCCCCCCCCCCCCAGGCUUUCUGAGGAGUCCUUUUUGGUCUUUAAUUCAGAAACCAUCCCCCCCCCCCCCUUCCCCACACGUGCCUUCAUCGUGACAGAGUUUUAAUCUCUUAUCUCCAUGAACAAGUUUAUUUUAUUAUCAUUGUGAAAGAGUCUCUUUUAUCUCCGUAACUGACAUAAUCUUUCAUCCUCAUGAACGAGUUAAUCUUUUUCUUUCUCCGAGUUGUGUUUGUGAACACAGCAAAACCUUGUUUUUAGGUGUGAGGUGAUCUCAGAGACUGGUGUGUGUGUGUGUGUGUGUGUGUGUGUUUGUGUGUGGUCUUUCUUGUUGGAGGCAGUAAGCAGCAAAGGGAGCAGGCUGUCUUACCGGGGAGAGGUUUAAUGUGGCUGGAGCUGAGACAGGGGCAGAUGGAAAGGGCUGACUCUCUGUUCCAUACAGUGAAAGCCAACGGGAGCUCAUCGGUUACCUUGUCAGUUACAAUGUCGUUCCACCUGAAUGACUUAAGAGGCGUCGUCUGUCGCGUUGGACACAUUUGGGAGCAGCGAAAGGAAAGAGCAGACUCAGCUCGUGCGACCUCGGAAGCAUAUUUCUUCCAAAGCACAGCGAUUAAACAAAGCGGGAGAGUGUCUUGUGUGAAAGGAUAAAGAGGAAACAGAGCCUCGGAACUGCUUGAGCGGCGAUAUCCAAGUGGUCUGUGGAUGAACGAUGGCAAAAUGUACCCGAGCCAUCCAUAUCUCCAGCAGUGUUGAGCAGCAAUCGGAAUCCGCUGGAAGUCUCUUCUCUGUUCAAAUGCAUAUCCUGUCGCGUAGAGUGGGGGAUCCACUGCCGAGUGUCUUUAUUUAUAGCCUGCAGCGGCUGAAGGGCUGAUUUCAUGUGCCAAGUCUUGAUGUGCGAUGAUUGUUUAUUGUCCCACGUUGUUGUUUUUGUUGGGAUGGCCUGGUGGUACCGUGCACGUGUGGCUGGAGAGGAGCAGGGGAGGCAGAUUUGGGAGAAGUUGAGCACAUUUCGUUUUUUUUUUUGCAACCUGCAGAGGACGCAAUCUCUGCUAUGCAUUGAAUCUUACUGGGCGAGCCGUGUGAGCUGGGGUACUCCUUGUUAAAUUCUCUGGUUUGCUGACUGGGAGACGAAGACAUUUGUCAAACUCUAGCUUGAAAACAAUGUCUCGUUGGGAUGAUGGCGCCGGAUGAAUUGAGUAGAUUUGGGAAUAUUUGUAACCAUAUUUUCGGGAGUGCCUCUGUUGAACAUUCCAUUAGAACGGUGUCUCUGUGUACCCCCACGGUGUGUCUCCGCCCUGGGGUACAUCUGACGGCUUCCCUCAUUACCAACAACAGGAACCUACCUAGUUGUGGCCUACACACACACAGAGAAGCACAUGUAAUAUAUAGUUAUAUAUAGUAUAUAGUAUACUGUAAUACUCAAGUGUCCCAUCUACAAAACUAUCACGGAUAAUCCCACAUCUACUAUAGCUGUUGGGGGCGGUUCUGAGACCCAGACGGUGUCCCCAUGAUCUAUUACUGUUAGGCUGCAGGACCCCGUGGGUUAAUGAGGCUGACGCUGAUGAAGACCUUGACCAGGUCGAACUGUCGUGGAGCCUUUUGCGUUUGCUAUUUAUGUUGAUUUUAGAGAUGCCUUUUAUUGAUGUGAGCGAUUAUGAAGCCUUUUAAAUGAAUAUUGCACAAGUGAUUCUAUGAGAACUGCUGCUGUUAGCAUUGUAAAUGUCCCUGUAAAUUAAUCAAAUGAUUUAUGUAGCUGUAGUGUUAAAGCAUGAAUAGUAAAUUAAGUAGAGCUCUUUGCUCCGUGGACCCAGUCAAAUUUGAAAUGAGAGUACUCUAUUGAAAUAUCCUAUUUCCAAUAUACUUGUGCUCAAAGAUUAAUUAAAUGAGUCUAGGUUGAACAAGUCAGGGCUCUUGGUUAUGUGGCCAAAAUAAUGAAGAAUUAUCAUUGAUUUAAAAGGCACUUUGCAGUGUGUGUGGACUUGAAAGAGAGUGGAUGUGAGUUUGGGAUGGGAAGUGAUCCAACAACCUACUGUCUGCUAGAGGGACCUUGGGGAUUGGAGGAAAGCCAUUCUAGGUUGUUGAAGGAACCUAAUGGAGUAAUUACUUUAGUCAUCUCCCAUAAUGGGUUCUGACGAUGGAUCGUUCCAUCCAUCACGCGGGACCCGUUCAGUGAUUAUGAAGUAUAACGAUCUAGAGGCACCAUUUAAAAUGUGGAUCCAUCUGCUCCACGAAUGGUCUUUAACCUGAUCUCCUCCGUGUUCUCUGGUUGGUUGGUAGUCAUUCUUUUAAAAGAGAAGAGUUGGCUGUUCGGUAUUUCCAUGGGUAGUUUUGAAGGGGAGGUGGGGAAGUUGGUCAAUGGUUUAUUGGCUGUCAUGUUUGAGCAGGUGAGGAUUGAUUGGCUGGCAUGUUGGAAGUCGUCAAGGCUGAGUUAAAGUUAAAAUUGGUUAUUGGCGGUCUGAAUAGAUGGUUGGUCGAUAAGUGGACUUUUGGGAUCGUCAGAGUUGUUGUGUGUUCCUUAUGUGGUCUCUGAUGUGGUAAGAGAGGGGAGGAAUAUGCUCCCUAUUUGUUGUGUUUUAUCAAAGGUGUGUGUUUGUGCGUGUGCGUGCGUGUGUGUGCGUGUUGGGCUCAGUAGGCUUUGCUCAAACUUAUUACCAGCGAGGAAGGGAUCCACCAAGCAUCACUGAGGGGGUGUGUGGUUGAAUCUGCCAUGUUGACAGAUGACAAACCGUCACCUAGGAGUUCUGCGCUGCCACGGGUACCAUGGUACCAUGUUUACUAUGGCGAGUUGGCUGUUUAAAGGCGUUCCUACCCUAGUGACACACUCACUGUCUCGACUGAGAUCCGAGGUGGUGGGAGUGUUUGAGAUCACGCCAGACUUCCACUUUGAAUGACUGUGCCUCACAGGUCAUGUCUUCUUCCACGUUUGUCCAUAUCAAACAUUUUCAAAUUCAAUUCAGACGAGUACAUUUCAAAAAAUGACAUGGGGCUUUAUAUUUCUUUGCCUUGAGUUUUUAUCAGACGGAAUCUCUUAUCCAGCGGGAAACUCUUCAAUUUUAACUGUAGUGCUACCGUUUAUUUUGCAAAUGUUUUGCCGUGCUUGUUUUCUUUCUUUAUUGUAAUUUUCUGUCUAUGAAAUGGUCGCUUCCUUUCACCCUUUUUCAUUUCAUGAAUCUGUAGCAGCCUAUAAGUUGUCCCCAUCAGCCCUGGUAGUGAUGCAAUCUGUUGGUUAGGAAUGGUCACUAGAGAAGUCUGUCCUGAUGAACAUGACUCCAUGACCCAGAAUCACAUGACACUUUAGAGUCUCGGUGGGAAUACUCGAAUGGCAUCCUGGAUCACGGGCCUCAUCCUGCCCUCCAACAUCCAGGAGAUCCAUCCCUAGAUUGAACAUUUCAACUGGAACUCAAGGGGACCAUUCCAACUACAAACCCCAGACACAAGGUGUUAAGCCAUACAGACGAGAAUCUACACCCCAACCAGGACGUCUCACACGCCACCAAUUAGUAGCAAUGUUACUGCCUUUAUUUGAGUGGUUCUUCGCAGUGUGGUCGUCUCUGACUGUGACACAUAACCAGCAGCAGUAUUGGUCAAGUCCAUGACUUUAACAACUCCCAGAACCUCACUACGGAACCAGUUCCGAUCCAAUGUGACUCUUGAUGUGUCCAGACAAUGUCGAGGUUCUGUAUCCGGUGGUUGUAUUUCCGUUUUAAAGGUGCUUCACAACGCUUUGUCUCUUUCGUCUUCAGUGAUCUGGUUGCACUGGUCCUUAUGUUUGGCCUGCAGCGCCCCGUACGACCCCGUACGAUUUGGUCCAGAUUCUUUCUCCUGCCUUAUCAAGGCUGUUAUCUAUGCUUUUUUUUAAACCCUAUUCCUUUUUUCUUUCAUACAUUUUAUUUAAAAAUGCGACCCAUUGUCUAAUAUUUAUUUGAAUGGUAUCAGUUUACUGCUGUCAACUAUUGUAGUACGGUUAAUAACGGUUUGAUGCAAAGUUUCAGUAUUUUUGACUUAUGUCAUGCCUCUUAUUUUAGAAUGAAACUCGAGUAGUUACCGCCCAUAUGGGUUCAACACGGCGCCCCCUGGUGGCUGCAUCUACACCUUGCCUAGGCGUGAUUCCCCCCCAUAGACACACAAUAAUAAAACAAAUGAGAGUGAAAGUAUGGUCCUUCCAUUCAGAUUAACUCAUGUGGCUUGCUAAAUGAGUUGGUUUUGCAGUAUUAGAUUACAAUAAAAGUAGGUUAUUACUCAGGAAGUAUAGCAGCCAGCAGGUGGCGCCCACUUCUUAAGACCUGUGGCUCUGGACCCGAUGCGGCUGCAGCGUGGUGCUCUUUGUGCUGGCCCGGUGUUCUCUCUCAGGACCUUCAGACCCCAACACUGCCCCACCAAUGUCCUGCUCCACAGCGCCCUCUCCUGGACCUGGUGGCCCCAGCAAGGCCCACCACUGCCCCAAGACAAGCAGUGGAUAAACUAUGUUCCCCAGGCUUCCCUCGCGUUCUCAUCACGUCACUUAACAUCUCGUUAGGGGAAUGGUUCAAGUGCCUGUUAGGUUGGGACUGAGCCUGUAAACCGAAGACAAAAUAUUUUCACCUGGCUUGGGCUUGGAUGCGAGUUGUGUUGAAGCGCACCCCAUGAUCUGCUGAGAACCACGCCCUCCGAUGGAUGUGUUAAGAGCUAACUCAUCAAGGUCUAAUAAGUCUAAACCCGAUAGACUCUAAUAUCUAUCCAUGGAUUGGGUUUGAAGUGGCGAAGCUUAAAUUCAACUACUCAACUCCUUUUCGGGACGAGGGUCAGCUAGUUCAGUUGCGAUUCUCCUUACUACCACUAGAGGGCAUUGUGCGGUUGUAAACUGGAGACGUCAUCGUGCUGAUCUUGUGGUAGUGACCUAAUGUGGGAACGGUUGUUCUGUAUGUACGAACCUAUGUGUAUAUUGGAGCAUACUAGACUUAUAAACACAGAGCACAAGUUUGAGCUUUGAUUAAUUUAAAUGUUUUAUGUAAUUCUAUGCUGCAAUCCAAAGAAUAAUCAUGUGUUAUAAUGCAUUUAUAAUUUCCAUCUUUUAUCAUCUGGACAAUAAUCUCCCUGACAAGAAAAAAAUAAAGAGGAAAACGAGAACAUUG
Messenger RNA from Gadus macrocephalus (Pacific cod), 11690 nucleotides. It is a transcript of the gene kif13ba, whose product is annotated as kinesin family member 13Ba. The coding region runs from base 661 to 6171 and encodes 1836 amino acids. The transcript has 40 exons. Gene Ontology annotation, cellular component: adherens junction. Gene Ontology annotation, molecular function: ATP binding; cell adhesion molecule binding; microtubule motor activity. The record is from RefSeq and is a predicted model, not a curated record. Gene Ontology annotation, biological process: microtubule-based movement; regulation of protein localization. NCBI's taxonomy places the organism in Eukaryota, Metazoa, Chordata, Actinopteri, Gadiformes, Gadidae.